CUCAAUUAUCCUUAUUACUAUCCCUUGUCGUUCCUACUCCAUCACCUCCGAAUAAUCGCUGCAACCCACCGCUGUGCACGGCCUCAAUGACAGGUGUCUCUGUAUUACCAGCUUCGCCCGUGGUCGGAGGGUUUGGUGCAUCGUUCUCUACCGUGCAGAAUGGGUCACCGAGGCCUUUCGAAGACAUAUCUGUUGCUGAGAUCCGCGAGAAGGCCAUCCAACAGGCUCAGAAAGUCAGCAAGGGGGCUUCGGCCGUGUCCCUCAUCAAGUCCGCCCGAGGCCAGGUGUCUCUUGCACAUGCGUGCGAGGGCGCCGGGGACUUGAAGGGUGCUCUCAGCGCAUUCACAAAAGCCGCUAGCCUUGCAAAGACAGUGAUGGACUCGGCCGAAUUCAAGGCUGAGAACGUGCCUGGGAAGAAGGGCAUUGUUUGGAAAGAGUUCACAGAUUUCCAGCAGCAUGCAGGCAGUGACUUGACAACGAGAGUACAUGCUUUGGAGAACAAGCUCCUCCAGAUAGAAAAGACGGCGACCCAACUCAACGGGGUCGAGAGUCCCUCCUCAGAUCUUCCCACUCAGAAGCCUGGGGGUAGUAUCGCAGAUCGAAUGCGCUCUCUGCAGGACGCCGGUUUGUCUGUCGGGACCUCUAAACGCAUGUCGCGAGAAAUCCCGAAUGGCACGAUUUCUUCAUCUUUGCAGUCUCCGAUCUCCGACGACCGUCCGCCUCGAAGUCCUAUGCCUAGCUUAGGCAUUAUCACUCCCACUUUGAGUCAAGCCUCGUCCAUCUCCGCAUCAGGAUCUCUCCAUUCCGCUGCUCCCUCACCACAUGCAUUCGUCUCCCCAUCUACUUUGAGCCCGCCAUCUCCUUCCUCUUCCACUUCAUCUUCACCCAGAGCUUCCCUCUUCAGUUUUUCCGAGUUUGCGCAGACAUUCCCUUCCAUAGAUGAGUUAGAGGAGGCGGACAACUUGCAAAUUGCAACAGUGAACACUGGCGCGAGCAAUUCCAGCCGACGUUCGCGUCGAGACUAUACCGGAGACCGUUCGCCUACGGUAGCGAAACCAUUUCCGACGCUCCCGUUCAACCCGGGCCCUCGACCGUCGAGCACUCCCAUCUCACCUAUGAUAGACAGCUUCGCCAGCCGACCAGCAUCUCCGUCUAGCUCUCCUCUCUCGCCCACCACCCUUCCCAAGCCGUCAGGACUCCUCAACAAGUCAUCGCGCUCGCCUCUGAUUCCAUCUCAUGCUAUCCCCGUGGACUUUCCAGUCAAAAAUGUUGCACAGCCGAAAGAGGUCUAUGACUAUAUAUAUACCAACGAACUCAAGGUGCUAUUCAUUGAUGUGCGGACAAGGGAAGAGUUUGAUCGUGAACACGUACGUGCAGAUGCGGUGUUGUGCAUCGAGCCGUCGGUACUUAUGCGGGACAAUGUCAGUGGUUUGAGCAUCGAAGACUCGCUGAGUGUCGCACCUCGAAAUGAAUCUUCCCUGUUCUCAAACCGCGAAAAGUUUGAUUUAGUCAUCCUCUAUGACGACUCUUCAGACUCUUUCGGUUCCCUCUCCACCCCGCUCUCGCUUCUAGUUCGCGCCAUCUACGAGACCGAGUUCAAAAAGGCCUUGAGGAAUGUGCCGGUCUUACUAGCUGGUGGGUUGCAGGCUUGGAAGAAAGAAUUGGGAGAAACCUUCGUCGCAAGAGCUGAGUCGAAUGAGGUCGUUGUGCGUCCUGUUCAGGCGAUCAACGGCUACACAACUCCGACCCUCCCCCGAUUCAAUGACGGAUACAAGUCCCCUCCACCAAUGGCACCUCGGGGCCAAGUUUUGGGUCGAAGUCGCGCUGGAACAGAGACCUAUGCAAACGGCAGGGCUGCGAUGGUACCGCCGGAGGAGUUCGCUCGCCACUCAUUGGACCAAAUGUCUGGAUCGUCCAGGUCUACCAGAGAUGGUACAGAUUAUAACGGAAUCUUGGAACCCACGCGUCGUCUUGUACGGAAGCCAACAAUGUCUCGUCCGCCAUCUACGUCAUCCACAUCUUCAUUUACUCGAACUGCUUCUGACAACGUUCCCUCACCACAGAUACCCCAGUCAAUGGUUAAUGGCGCCGGAAUUCAAUACCCCCAAUUCGCUCGAAAUAUGUCUCCUACGGUCCCCAGUUCAUCGUUCAAUCAAUAUACUGGAACUCACGGCAUCGUCUCUCCUCCUCAAGCCUCUAUCAACUCAUCGCCUCUUUCUCGGCGGCGGAGCGACUAUAUUGACCAAUCGCAGGAAGCGUUGUCUGGCAUGGCUCGCCCUCCGAUCGAUUAUCCCGAACUCUCAUCACAGCACAUACUGCGGAGACCGCCCGCCGCAGCAUCGCCGGGCUUAGAGAGAAAGGACAGCCGCCCCCGGCUCGCGCAGCACGGCCAGUCGUACUCCAUCUCGCAGUCCGGUCCGCCACCACCGACCAUUCCUUCUGACUAUCCCGUGACAUACUGGCCUGACGUUCACAUCGGAACAUCUGGUUUGAAGAAUUUGGGGAAUACCUGUUAUAUGAACGCGACCAUCCAGUGCUUGAGUGCCACUGUACCGUUCGCGCGGUUCUUUACAGAUGGCCGCUGGAAGACUGCGCUGAACUUGGUCAAUCCGCUGGGAACCAAGGGCAACCUCGCAUAUGCAUUUGCGAGCAUCUUGCAUGAUAUGUGGCACGGAGAAACGUCUUAUAUCUCUCCGUUCCCAUUUCGACGAUCGAUAUGCAUGCACGCGCCACAAUUCAGCGGGUCCGAUCAACAUGAUUCGCAGGAGUUCUUGAUAUUCCUGCUGGAUGGGCUUCACGAGGACCUCAACCGCAUCCUGAACAAGCCGAACGAUCAAGUAUCGCCCGAGCGCGAAGCGGAAUUGGAGAAGCUGCCGCAGCAGAUCGCCAGCGAGCAGGAGUGGCAGGUCUAUCGCCGGCGGAACGACAGCCUCAUUGUCGACUAUUUCCAAGGACAGUUCCGCAAUCGGCUGGAGUGUCUGACGUGCCAUAAAACGUCUACCACCUAUAACAGCUUCAUGUACCUCUCUCUUCCCGUGCCGACCAACAAGAUCCAAAAGAUAUCCCUUCAACAUUGUUUAGAUGCCUUUUUCAAAGAGGAGGUCAUGGAGAAAUCUGAUGCCUGGAACUGUCCCCACUGCAAGGUUCUGCGCAAGGCCACGAAGCGACUCUCGUUGUCGCGUCUCCCGCCGGUCCUCCUUGUCCAUCUCAAACGGUUCUCGUUCAAGGGCCCCUUUACCGACAAGAUCGAGAAGAACGUCGACUUCCCGCUCAAGGGUUUGGAUCUGACGAACUACAUGCCACCACCCCUCCCACCGGGCGUCGAUCGCAGUCAGUCCCAGUCGAUGAGUGUGGACGAUCCGCGGCUCCAAGUUCCUCCAUACCGAUACGACCUCUAUGCCGUCACUAACCACGUUGGGAGUCUCAGCAGUGGCCAUUACACUGCCUUCAUCGCGUCUCGCGGAGGUUGGCUCUACUGCGACGACAGCCGCAUCACCUCGGCUGAUGCCAAAGAAGUCGUUGGAAAACCUGCUUAUGUAUUGUAUUAUAAGAGGGUGAAAUCAUAGAUUACUUUUUGUUUGGUCUCUUCUGUCGUCUUGGUUGCUUAUCCUUUGCUUUUAUUCUGUUUUGCCCUCCCACAUGUACUCUCCUGACACCCGUGGCAUGUUCAGUGACUAUCAUUCUCUAUCGUUACAUCCUUAGGAACAACAUGUAAUCAUAUACAGUACAGGCGCGCGCCCGCCAAUGCUGAUGAACGAUUACGAGCCCGCCCGCCUGCCCACACCCGGCAUGUCGUUCCCGUGACAUCGAUGGCAUAGGUAUGAGCCCUCCGGGUCUCCCUUGAUGUGGUUGUGGUAGUACUCGGGGACACGGUGGAAGAAGGGCGAGUACAUCGUCUU
Messenger RNA from Heterobasidion irregulare TC 32-1, 3899 nucleotides. RefSeq lists its product as uncharacterized. Gene Ontology annotation, molecular function: cysteine-type deubiquitinase activity. Bases 87 to 3566 code for a protein of 1159 amino acids. The transcript is spliced from 13 exons. The record is from RefSeq and is a predicted model, not a curated record. NCBI's taxonomy places the organism in Eukaryota, Fungi, Basidiomycota, Agaricomycetes, Russulales, Bondarzewiaceae. Gene Ontology annotation, biological process: protein deubiquitination.